AUGCGAUUGCGUCUAACUAGUACAAUAUGUCAAACAACAAAAUGCAAACGAGGACUCUCAUCAUCAAUUGCCGUGCGCAAAUACCACAGUCUACCGUCCGUUCAAACAAUCAACUCCUCUUUUGACGAUGUCAACCUCGAUGAAUUCAGACAAGAAGCCUUCAUUCCCAUGAAGCCUAUAUUCAUGAAAUCCGUGGAAGACAAAUUAUCGACGAUCUCAGGGAGUGAAAAGUCUUUGAAUGUAGUUGCGAAAUGGUUCGAGCACGUUCCUUCGUCACAAUUUGCAAAAGUGCUUCCACCUGCUGAGACUAGCACUCUUCUGCCAUCGCAAUAUCUCCAUAGCUUCGCAGACACUGUCCUCCCUUACGAAUUGACAGUCGACUCUGGCGCCUUGCGGAAGCGACUCGAGCGGCUUAUGCAGCCCAGCAAUACAUACCACAUGCUGUUUUCGGAGCAAUUACGCCAAUCACUAGAGCCUUACGAUUCCAAAAAGUCAUUCUAUCAUUUCUACGCACCAUUUUCUCUAUUUCUAGCAGCCACUCAUCCGGCAUACUCUCUCCCGCUCUACAUUGCACAGGCUCAAAUAGCGGAUCUGCCGACAGAAUUACAACGAGACUUGCCUACACCCAAAUUGGUGAAAGAAGCUGGGAAAGGCGAUGUUUACGAUGCUAAUAUAUGGAUGGGUAUAUCAACAAGUUAUACACCAUUACACAAAGAUCCUAAUCCGAAUCUCUUCAUACAGUUGGUGAGCAAGAAAAGAGUCCGAUUAUUUCCACCAGCAGUUGGUGUGGGGAUAUAUCAUAAUGUACAACAAAGUAUUGGUGCAUCGGGAAUUGCCAGCAUGAGAGGUGAGGAGAUGAUGGAAGGUCCAGAAAGAUCUCUGCUUGAGGAUCGUAUUUGGGGAGAAAAGGUCACAGACCAGGGUUUCGAGGUAGAGGUCGGCCCCGGGGAUGCGUUGUUCAUACCAAAAGGAUGGUGGCAUAGCAUAAGAAGUUCAGAGAGUGGAAUUAACGUAUCGGUAAAUUGGUGGUUCAGGUGA
This is a messenger RNA of Botrytis sinoallii, 1038 nucleotides long. RefSeq lists its product as uncharacterized. Lineage: Eukaryota; Fungi; Ascomycota; Leotiomycetes; Helotiales; Sclerotiniaceae. The transcript has a single exon. The record is from RefSeq and is a predicted model, not a curated record. Gene Ontology annotation, molecular function: 2-oxoglutarate-dependent dioxygenase activity. Bases 1 to 1038 code for a protein of 345 amino acids.